Messenger RNA from Leptinotarsa decemlineata (Colorado potato beetle), 1931 nucleotides. RefSeq names its product replication factor C subunit 4. Gene Ontology annotation, molecular function: ATP binding; DNA clamp loader activity; ATP hydrolysis activity. Lineage: Eukaryota; Metazoa; Arthropoda; Insecta; Coleoptera; Chrysomelidae. Gene Ontology annotation, biological process: DNA-templated DNA replication; DNA repair. Gene Ontology annotation, cellular component: nucleus; DNA replication factor C complex. The record is from RefSeq and is a predicted model, not a curated record.
GCUGUUCCUAGAGAUGAGUAACUGAAUCUGUAACAAAAUGUAUCAAUAUUACAAAAAGAAGAUAAAUAUAAUCUACAUAAGAAAGGUAUUGCCAGAAAGUAUGUUGAUAUCCAUUGAGAAAAAUCAUUGUAAACCGUAAAACAAACAUGAAGUUUAUGGUGCAUGACUGUUAUAAGAAUAUCCAUGUAUAUACUAAAGUAUAUAAGCGAAAUAGCUGCUGUAUCCAGACAUUAUAUAUAAUUGGCGGCGAACCGUUAAUAACCUCAAAAUUUGAAUUGUGUAUUGAAUUUAUUUUACUUGUAACUUUAGUAAAACUGAAAGAUGCAAGCAUAUUUAAAAUCAGGAAAACUAGGAGAAAGUUCCGGAAGGAGUAGUAAUGCUUCCUCCAAAACUGCAAAGAAACUAAAAUCGAUACCUUGGGUGGAAAAAUACCGUCCAAAAACCGUAGCAGAUGUUGUUGAACAGAGUGAAGCUGUUUCAGUAUUAGAACAAUGUAUAACAGGAGCAGAUUUACCAAAUCUGUUAUUUUAUGGUCCACCAGGAACUGGUAAAACUAGUACUAUUCUGGCAGCAGCUCGACAACUAUUUGGAGAUAUUUAUAGAGAAAGAAUCCUUGAACUCAACGCGUCUGAUGAGAGAGGAAUUCAAGUCAUUAGGGAUAAAGUUAAAGCUUUUGCACAGUUGACUGCAAGUGGUACUAGACCUGAUGGCAAACCUUGUCCACCUUUCAAAAUAAUUAUAUUGGAUGAAGCUGAUUCCAUGACCCAUGCUGCCCAGGCUGCCCUUCGACGUACAAUGGAAAAAGAAACAAAAACUACUCGAUUCUGCUUGAUUUGUAAUUAUGUGUCUAGGAUAAUUGAACCUCUGACUUCAAGAUGUACAAAAUUUCGCUUUAAACCCUUGAAUGAAUCAAUGAUACUUGAAAGAUUACUUUAUAUUUGUAAGGAGGAACAUGUAGAUUGUGAUGAAUCAACUCUGAAUACUCUGGUCAAAACUAGUGGAGGUGAUAUGAGAAGAGCCAUUACAUGUUUGCAGAGUUGUGCCAAGUUGAUUGGUCGUAGUAACAAAAUUGAUAUUGAUAGUGUACUUGAAGUUACUGGAGUUGUUCCUGAAUUCUGGUUGAGGGACUUCCUCAAAGUUUGCAAGGAUUUGGUAGAUUACAGCCAUUUAGAAUCUUCCAUUCAGAAUCUCAUGUUGGAAGCAUAUGCAGCAUCUCAGAUUCUUGAACAAUUAAAUGAUUAUUUGGUUAACAGUGAUGAGUGGAAUGAUAAACAAAAAGCAUUGAUUGGAGAAAAGUUGGGGGUUGUAAGUUAUCGUUUGCAAGAUGGCGGCUCAGAAUAUAUCCAACUAUUGGACCUAGCCCAUACAAUUAUAACAGCUUAUGCUUGAGUUCAUUGAAAACAGUUAUAUUUGCAAUAUUCUGUCUGACUUCAUUGAAAACAGUUAUAUUUGCAAUAUUCUGUCUACUAAACAUCUCUUCACGUAACAUAUCUGUUAUAGAAUACACCAAUAUUUACCCAGUCUCACAGACUGUUUUUUUCUGCAGUCACUAGAACAAACACACCAUCAGUUAAAGUGACCCUGAAAUGUAUUGAGGAAUAGUAAAAGAACAUACUAUCUAUUCAGGUUUUCAUAAAAUCAUAAAUAUAGAUAUACCUGCACACCUACUGGAACAUCUAAUAUUUUUCAUUGUUUCAAGAACUUACAUUUUUAUUGGUUUUACCUGGUUAAGUUUAAUUUUUUUUAUUUGUAAUAUACACCUUGUAAUAUGUAUGUUGUUGAAGAAAAAAGUAUUUUUGAUCACUAUAUGAAUUACAUAGAAUCAACGAAAUACCAUUUUAUGAAUUUAAUAGUAAUUUUGAUACAUAAGUAUAAUGUAUUUCAGAAUUAAAUAUUUUUGGGAUUUGAGACCCUGGCAUAGUAGCAACAAU